AUGUUGGUUAAUGAUGAAAGAUAUCUAUAAUGUUAAAUAUGCUGUAUUAACUAUUAAAAUUCUUUUUUUUAUGUAAAGUAAGAAUGUGACCAUAAAUUCUGUAAAUAUUGUAUUUUUAACUAUUUGAUUAAUUGUAUUAAUACUAAUAAUGUAUUAAGGAUUAAAUGCCCAUAUGUAUUUAUUUUUACUUUCAUAAAUUUAUAAUUAUAAUUAUAAAUAAAAUAGAAUAAUUGUUAAUAAUGUUAUGUAGAUAAAAAUAUUGAAGAACUUAUUGAUGAAAAUUCAUUUAAAAAAUACAUAUAAUUUAAAAAGAUUCUUAUAAUAAACUAAGAUCCUUCUCUUAAAUGGUGUUGUAAAGAAGGUUGCAAUAAAUACGUUAAAGCAAAUGAAAAAAGUAAUUAAGCAAAAUGUGAAUGUGGAAAUAUUAUGUGCUUUUUAUGCGGAAACGAUUGGCAUGAAGGAAUUACCUGUUAAGAUAAGAUGUAAGAAGACUUUCAAUAAGCAAUAUAUAAGUAUGAAAUAUCUUUUUGUCCUAAUUGUACUGUAAAAGUAGAAAAAGUGUCAGGUUGCAAUAAAAUGACAUGUCCAAUGUGUUAAGUAAGCUUUUGUUGGCUUUGUAAAUUAAUAAAUAUUAGAUAUUCUCAUUUUAAUUAUUUGAAUAUAUUUGGGUGCCCAGGAAGAUAAUAUAACAAUUAAGCUCUGCCUAAAAAUUAUAAACUAAGGAACUAUUUAACUUUAUUUCCUAAACUUAUACUAAUUGUUUUGAUUGCUUUAUUAUUAAUUAUUGCAUUUCCAAUUGUUGUUGCUGUAAUAGCUGUUUUGACACCUAAUUAUAUUUAUAGACAUAAUACUACAUUUAGACAAAGAAGAAAACAUAAAAAAGCUAAAAUUAUCGGUCUGCUAAUUUUAGGAAUUACUUUUGUGCCGUUAUUUUUAAUUCCAGCUAUUUAUAUUUUAUUUAAAAUAGUAAAGUAAGAAAUUUGA
Molecule: messenger RNA, 984 nt
Organism: Ichthyophthirius multifiliis
Lineage: Eukaryota; Ciliophora; Oligohymenophorea; Hymenostomatida
Product: ibr domain protein
Exons: 3
Biological process (GO): proteasome-mediated ubiquitin-dependent protein catabolic process; protein linear polyubiquitination
Cellular component (GO): ubiquitin ligase complex
Molecular function (GO): ubiquitin-protein transferase activity; zinc ion binding; ubiquitin binding
Source: RefSeq, a predicted model, not a curated record